AUGUUCGCAGUGUGCGCAGAUGUGGAUGCUCUCGAGUUGGUGCUCAGCCACGGCGGCACAACCAGUUCGGCAGACGUGCACGGCGGAUACGCCGUCCAUUACGCGGCUCAGAUGUGCGGCAACGGAGCGUGUCGUUCAGGCGAUGCUCGGAACACCGGUGUCCGCGUGUUGCAGCUGUUACUGUCGUUCGGCGCCGACGUCCACGUGGCCGACAAACACGGACGCCAACCGAUUUUGUGGGCGGCCAGCGCGGGUAGUGCGGAUGCUAUCAUAACUUUGGUGAACGGUGGAGCAAACGUCGAAUCGCAUGACAAAGACGGACUGACAGCGUUGCACUGUGCGGCCAGUCGAGGACACGUGGAAUGCGUGGACGGACUUUUGACGUUGUGUGGAUGUGAAGUCGACGCGGUGGACAGCAACAGUUGUUCAGCUCUGUUCUACGCCGUGACAUUAGGCCAUGCGGACGCGACUGAGAUGCUAUUGGAACAUGGAGCUAAUCCCGAUCGACAGGACGGCAAAGGAAGAACGCCAGCCCAUUGCGGUGCAUUUAAAGGUCAAUUGGAAACGGUCCGACUUUUAGCUGAACACGGUGCCAAUUUAUGGUUGCGGAACUCAAAGGGUGGUUAUCCAUUACACGACGCUAUGAGGUCGGGUCGCAAGGAGUUAGUCCUUUGGUUGAUAUCAAUGCGUCCAGAGUCCGUAGAUUAUUAUGAUGACGACGGUAAACGACCAUUGCAUAUCGCUGCUCUUAACAACAAUUUGGAAAUGAGUAAGAUUAUCUUAGAUAACGGAGCAUCAAUUAACCCAGUAAUGAAAAUCAAAGGAGAACGAAUGACACCACUUGAUGUAGCUCUACGAAAAAACAAUAGGCAUUUAGCGAAGUUUUUAAAUCUUUUUGGUGGUAAACCAGCUAGCAAGUUAAAUAAAACAUUGUCUAAACAACAAUCUACUGUACGUGUUAAGACUAAAAGAAUUGAAUCUCGAAGAAAUUCAUAUUCAUCUGAUUCAAUUAACCGUAAAUAUCGUAACGGCGGUGGUCGGAAAAAACAACAAAAUUCUCGCAAAGCCGAGAGCCCGAAACCUAAUAAAACAUCGAAAGGUCGUGUAGUUCAAGUUCACAUAAGGGCAAACGUGUUGACGAAAACAGUCGGCAAGUCGCGAGACGACAGGAAGUCGUGCGGCGGUGGAGGCGGUACGUUACCGAAAGCCCAUCGGAAAAAGGCGACCGGCGUUGCCAAAGAGCCAAAGGAAUGUUUCAGUGAAAACGAUAUGUGUUACGGCGGCGACGGCGACGACUACGACUACGAUUAUGACGACGACGACGACCACUACGAUGACGACGACGAUGACGACGAGGACGAUGACGAAGAUGACGUUGAUGACGGUGACGAUGACUGUGCAGACGGCGCCGUCGAAGAACAGACAAACGGUUCGGCUGCGGCGGCGGCGGCCGAUCACUGUGAUAGCAGCAGACGACUGCACAGGAAUAGGCGCCGUGGUAACAGGAUAGCGACUAGGGGCGGUAGCGGCGGAGGACGUCGGCGACGUGAUAAGGCGACGUCCAAAGCGAAUACUGCCGCCGACGACCAACAAGAAUCACGCACGGACGGAAUCGUAGCUAAAGCGACGACGUCCGGCGAGGUUGGCGGCGGUGGUAGUGACAAACCCAUCGGAGCAAACUCAGCUCCCGACGAACUCGACCGGGACGGCGUGAAACCAAAAACAACCGUGGAGAACGUGGACUCCAACCCUGAUGGUAUACGAUUAACGGACGGUCAAGCAUCAGUGAAGGCAAAAGUUGAAGGCAACGUCGAUCACCCGCUGGUGUCGGUGACGGGACCCGAAGAGACGUCGCACGAUGACCACGACAAAAGAGACGGUGGUCCGACGGCGGCCUUUGUAGUAGAAGAGGAAUUUGGUGAUUUGACGGUGGACGGUCCGUCGGUGACGAAAAGUGGUGCACCGACGUUGACGGCUAAGAAAGGUGGUGAGGCGACAGUGACUGCAAAAGGAAAUGCGACUGAACGGUCGACGAGUCGCGAGGGAGGCAAAACGCCGAUGAAGGGCCAACCCGACAGCGGCAGGGCCAUAGUCGAAGUAUUGGAUCGGGUGGACACGCCACAACUGUCGGCCACGGUCGACGGUGACGGCGAUGUCGGGGGGGUGGGAGUCGUCGUCGGAAGUCGAAACUUCGUCGGCGAACCGACCGCGUUCAGUGUGUUGCCCGACGCAGGACGUGAAGACGACAGACCUUGCGAGUGUCCCGAUUGUUGCAAGCGAAAACCGUCGCGGUCCACUUCGAAAAAAAUGAAAAGCCGAAUUCCUCGAUUGAAUAACUAUUGUAGUUUAGCGCCUACUUCCGAUCUAAACACCAUGUCUGUAACGAAAGCAGUUCAAUUGAGCAGCAGAAAGUACAAUUUGGAACGGUUGAUUUUUUAUCAACUGUCCGAAUUAAAACGGUUACAAAUCAGAGCGGGCAAGUCCGACGAACGAGUAUUGGUUAAACGGCUGGUUGAAGAGUAUGGUAGUACAGGACUGUUUACUGGAUUGAAAAGAUACGACGGACCCUUUUCGUUUAAGCGUUUCGAAAAAUAUUUAUACGAUCAAUUGCUAGUUUUGCAAAAACAAUCGUUGGCCGACGAUAAAACCACGGUCCCCAGGGUGCAGUCAAUCGAUGAAGUGGAAAAACUGGCAGGGGCUUUGCGCCGUAUCGACGCCGGAAAAACGGUUCUGGAAAACCCAAACGAUUGCCUGUCGUGUGUCCGGACCACGAACAGGUGUUUUCACGCCACUCACGCGUACACCGGUGUGCCUUGUGCCGCAUACAUACCAAAGUUCCGGCUGGACCACCAUCGGAUGCCGAAACCACCUGCAGACGACGGCCGCCGUCACCGCUUCCUUCCGGACAUCCGGACGGGCCAGGACACAUCCGGCGGGACCACCACCAGGUGCCUACGAAACGUGGACCCGUCCAGGCCAAUCACUCUGCAGCUGGGCAACGGGCCCUGCGCGCAGGCCAUCGACUUGCCCACCGACAAGCUGGACAAGAACAGGCGGUACUUCGUGACUUUCACGAUCAAGGGGACCGGAGAUGGCUCUCGCAACAGACACCGUCCACCGGCUCCACCGGCGUUCCGGGCGGACGGUCGCCGCGGCCACGCCGUCGACUGCAAUCAGCCCCUUGCCCACACUCACGCUAAGAGCUUUUAG
Messenger RNA from Macrosiphum euphorbiae (potato aphid), 3210 nucleotides. NCBI's taxonomy places the organism in Eukaryota, Metazoa, Arthropoda, Insecta, Hemiptera, Aphididae. The record is from the annotation of a GenBank genome assembly.